This is a messenger RNA of Xenopus laevis (African clawed frog), 5983 nucleotides long. It is a transcript of the gene rnf44.L, whose product is annotated as ring finger protein 44 L homeolog. Bases 868 to 2157 code for a protein of 429 amino acids. The record is from RefSeq and is a predicted model, not a curated record. The transcript is spliced from 11 exons. Gene Ontology annotation, molecular function: ubiquitin protein ligase activity. NCBI's taxonomy places the organism in Eukaryota, Metazoa, Chordata, Amphibia, Anura, Pipidae. Gene Ontology annotation, biological process: protein ubiquitination.
CUUCUCUUGUUUUUGUGUGGUGGCAGCAGUGCCCUGUGCAAUAAGGUUGGGCUGUAGCAGCUGCGACCUGUAGCUCUAGUACGAGACUUCACCUCCCCGCUGCAGCCGUCUCUGCCCUGAGUACUUGAAGGGCAAUCGCUUAGUCGGCUGUUGGCGGAACAGCUACAGUCCCAAAUAUACACACCUAGUGUGUCCCUGGGGCACGUGAUCUAAACACAGCGGUCAUGGUCAGCCCGCAGUUCCUGGCAUUUGCUUUCAGUCAGUGACACGCUCAGUCCGUGUCACCUGGGGACAAUUCACCUCAGAACACGGCUGCUGCGUUUCCUAAUCUCGUGUGGCCGUGGGAGCCUCCUGUUUUGCUCCCUGUGCUGAAGGGCAGCGCCGAGCCAUCUCCCAGUAUGUAGCUGCCGUUUAGUAAGAGCUGGGAGGCGGCCCAUUGCAUUGCACACGUCUUGCACAUCCCGGGGUUGCAGGCAGCUUUUGACACUGGCAGUUGCUUAUUGAGAAGGGGGCUCCCCAGUUUGUAUUGCGGGGAAUGGAGCGUGUGUGUGUGUGUGUAACAGCGGCCGACUCUUGCCAUUAGCACGUCGCACGUGUGCUGUCGCUGCAGUUGUUGCCUUUGUGCGAUGACUGCGAUCAGUGCCCGGCCGGAUGGGCACACGUGUUGGUCAGUGCGCUGCUUGUUAUUGUUCCUUCCCCAGCCCUUCCCUCCGCCCCCCUUCCCUGCCUUUGUGUCUCGGUGCUGACUCUCCGUUCUUCCUGUGCGUGCUCGGGGGCGGCGGCUGAGCUCUGAGUGCAGACAGCAGCCGAGAAGAUACGGCGUGUUGUGGAAGCCCCACUCGCCACUCCGCCUUCCCGACGUCACAAAUGCGACCAUGGGAGCUGGCAGUGAAUAGGUGGCCUCCCUCAGCCCCCAUUAACCAGCGGAGGUUCUUGGGGCCCUGCAGCGCCCCUGCACACCUCAGACGAAGUCCUCCAGUGAGGCGUCAGUGGGGACGGAGGGAUAGACCUCAGCAGAGUGUCCUUGGUCAGGAUGAUAAUUUGCGACCAGCCUUCUUUCCUGUAGAUGAGCAUAGAGUCUUGGCCCUUACCAGUGCUCCACCACGAAUGCUUCACCCUGCCUCACACUCCACCCAGCAGACACCAUUCAUGGUCGACCUCCAUGAACAGGUGCAUCAGGGACCUGUCCCUUUAUCAUACACAGUUACCACAGUAACCACCCAAGGCUUUCCCCUGCACACUGGCCAGCACAUUCCUGGGUGCAACGCCCAGCAGCUGCCAACAUGCUCUGUCAUGAUCAGUGGGCAGCAUUACCCGCUCUGCUGCCUGCCACCUCCGUUGAUCCCAGGAUGCACCAUGCAGCAGCUUCCUGUUUCGUACCAGCCGUUUCCUCCUCUGCUCUCCAGCGAACAUUAUAUUUUACAUCCUCAGCCUCCACUGCCCCCACACCAGCCACCUCACCUGACUUCUCUUGCUCCAUUUGUUACAGUGCAGCCGCAGAGAAUGCCUCUACAGAGAAUAGACAAUGAGCUGGAUGUUCGGGGGGACCAACAUCAUAUGGGCAACUUCCCAUUCCACCACUCCCACCCUAUGCCCACACUGCCUCCUUCAAUGCCCAUGCAUUACCUCUCCCAUGAUGCACUGCACCCGGAGCUAUCCUUUCCAGUGCCAUAUGCUCAUCUGAUGCCACGGCGACUAAAUGCCCAGCGUUAUCGCCUACAGCAACCACUGCCACCACCUCCACUGCCCCCAUCAUAUUACCCAAGUUUCCUACCCUACUUCCUAUCCAUGCUUCCUGUCUCUCCUGCCUCAGUUGGCCCAGCCAUCAGUCUUGAUCUGGAUGUGGAUGAUGUGGAAAUGGAGAAUUAUGAGGCAUUGCUGAACUUGGCUGAACGUUUAGGGGAGGCAAAGCCGCGGGGCCUCACCAAAGCCAAUAUUGAGCAGCUUCCCUCUUACCGCUUCAAUGCUGAAAGCCACCAGUCUGAGCAGACGCUGUGUGUGAUUUGCUUUAGUGACUUCGAAAGCCGGCAGCUUCUCCGAGUGUUACCUUGCAACCACGAGUUUCAUGCAAAGUGUGUUGACAAGUGGCUCAAGUCCAAUCGCACAUGUCCCAUCUGUCGGGCUGAUGCCUCUGAGGCUCACAGAGAUGGGGAGUGAGGAAAGGAAUUUGCCCUCUUUCCUCCAGCUGGUGCACAAACCCAGAGGGAUGAACACAAAAUCUACCAGCCUCCUUGCCUGACUCGGAUGCUUCAGCUGCCCUUUUCUUCUGUGUCUGUCGUUUGGCCAGGACAUAUAGCAGCUUUGGAUCUGGAGGUGGUGUCAAGUCGCACAUUCCACUGUCUCCACCCUAUUACCUCUACACCCCAAUACUUUCCAGCAGCAACGCCCCUGUUUGUCUCAUUUGUGGGCACGGGGAGGAAUCUGAGAGGUGUGCUGGAGAUGUGUUGGGCCUAAAAGGGCAAGAGUUUCCUUCUCCGCCUCCCAGUGAGGGUAGCUGAGGCCAACGGCAAAAAGACUGGCUCGUGACGGCCUGUGCUAGCUCCUUAUGGGAAUCUCGAGGCAUUACCAGGGACAACCCUGUUUUUAAGUCAUUCUGCUGCCAAGCUCUCCUUGUGAGAGGCUAGUCACCGCUGCUUCUUUGAAUAUGUUUGCACUGGGCCCUUGCUGGGCUUUUUAUUCUCUUUUAAUUCUUAUUGUAUAGCAGCAUUCCAUUAACCCAUUUACUGCAAAGGUAGGGGUUCUUUUUGUUUUGAUCUUGAUGCUAAAGAUUGCUUGCCAUGGAUUAGUUCCCUUUGGUGGCUUAUUUGUGAAAAGAAAAUGAUUUGCAAAGAAAAUGAGAUUUGGAAUAGGGGCAUUCUGGGUAAGAAUGCAAUGCUUAACCAAUACCGAUAUUUCUUCUCCAGCACUAUCCUUUCCAGUCUGUCCAGAUACAUUGCCAGGGACAGUUCAAAAAGAAAAAAUCUGCAUUCAGUGUUAAUGUUCUUAAGUAAUGUCACAGUUGAAUGUUUUGGUCUACCACCUAAUUUGCAGGAAUCUCAUUUAUAUCUGAAUGAGGCUUCCGUUAAAGGACCAAUGUGGUGUCUUUGUUAGGUUUGUUCCCUGACAAUACACUCUGCUAUCAGAUCAGUGCGACUGGGAACAUAAGACUGUAAUCUCAUUUUCUGCAAUUAAGAGCCCUGGUAAUGCCUCUUUACUAUGUUUUGUUUGGCAGCAGGUUACACAACGGCAGGGGUGUGACACCACAGGGCACACUGUUGCACGCCAAGCUGUGUUUUCAUGGGUUUGUUGCACUAUAUGUACCUGCAUUUUCCCACCACAGCCUCUGUGUAAGUCAGGACCACGGGGGUAUCUGGGCGAGCGGCUGCCUUAUUUAUCGAUUUGUAUCUGUUUUAGUUUGAAUUUGCAUGAUAGAACAGCAAGAAACAGCAAGAGCCAGCCAAGCAUUUCCGAUCUAUGUACAUGUUUAACGGUCGGGCAGAAAGUCUGUCUUAAUGUUUCACAAUAUGCAUGUGUGAGCAGCUUGGAAUAUGGUAUCCGCUAACCCUUGGCCGUGUGUGGAGUGAAGUGAGGGGGGUGGGUGGGAUUGGGAUAAGCAUUAUAUAGGGGUAUGUAUCUUGCUGCACUCAUUCUUGCUGUGCACUUGUUCCACAAGCAGAAGGCACCCAAACUGUUUGUAGGGAUAUGAAUGUUUUUUUGUUUUUUAAGCCUGUAAAGGUCACACUUGGGCAGGGAUUGUGUGUGAUGGGGUGUUUUUAGACCAAAAGUUUACUACUUUCACGAUAAAAAGAGGCACAUUGCAGAGAAAUGAAUGCUGGACCAGAUAACGAUGAGCGUGUUGGUGGAUAGCGCCGCGGCAUAAAUAUCUUUUCUUGUCAUUCCCUUUGGCAGGAAGGCUCAUUCAUGCAGCUAUCCAUGCUCAAAACCUGGAACCAUGGAAGUAAGAGCAAGUACCGGUACUUGAUAUUCUAAUAACCCUGGCUCACUUUUAACCAUUCUAGCUGACCAGCAACAGGUUAAUAUUCAGUUCUUUGCUUUAACAACCAGAAACAGGACAGGGACGUAGAUGUUCAGCUGUUUAGGUUCCAUCAGGCACACCCCUCCAUAUAACCGAUAUAUUCAGGGUCUGUGGCCGCACAAACCCUUGGCUUUAUAUUGGCUUUACCAGCUUUAAGGUGUCUUCCUUUUUCAUUGGCAUCUCUGUUGCUCCCACACUGUGAAAGAGCCCUGCAAAUGUAUUGCAGAUCAUCGCAACAUAGUAUGUUUCUUUAUUGUCAUGCACUGGAAUCCUAACUGUAACUAUAGUAACACAACAUGGUAACCCUAGUCCCCUCCACAUCUUAUCCUUAGUGAGCCACUUGUUAAAGAACCAGUAUCAUCAAAAAAUGAGAUUAAAAAUAUAAUGCAGUGUUGCCCUGCUGUUUUUGCUUCAGCAACACUCCUAUUGUUUAUAUAAAUAAGCUGCUGUGUAGGUGAAAAUGCUCAGGUUAGAUAGCAGAUAAGCUCUGUAGAACAUAAUGGUGUUAUCUGUUAUUCAAUAUUUAACCUGUGCCGUAAAGCUUUUUUCAAUUUCCACCAUAGCUACAUUGCAGCUUGUUUAUAUGAACUAUAGAAGUGUUUCUGAAGCAAACACGUCAGUUUUUACCAGUGCAGGGCACCACUACAUGAUAAUUACUUUAAAAAAAAAAAACAUUAAUUUUAUUGGUGUUACUGUUCCUUUAAGAUCAUAUGUACGAACUGCGAUUUCUAUGGUUCCUUGCCAUAUCGCUCUGGGUUUUAACAUGACUGCCAAUGUCCUCUCCAUAGAAUUGCAGGCCUGGUGUUUGAAGCCAUAUAAUUGCAGUGAUUAAUAUACACGCUCCAUUUCCCGGGGCAUGAGUGAAGUGCUGAGAAGUUUUCCCUCAGCCCCACAGCACACAUCCUAAAACUCCACGCCCAGUCUAAACUCAAUCCAGAGGAGGGGGUGACUGACGGACUGCAGCAGAGAAACGGCAUAAAGCACUUGUUUUACAGCACACAAGUUACCAAAGGUCUUACUGUAUAUAUUUCAACACUUGCAGAAUUCUAUCACAGGUUACAAGUCAGACAAGAGCAGUAUCUGCUGCCUAUCCGUUAGCAAUUCCUGCACUGCUGGAGGCACCCGCCACCCUGUUUCACAAACGAAAGUCUCCAGCUCAAAAGGAUUUGCCCCUCCUUCCACCCUCAGCUCCGUUGUAUAAAGUCAACAUGAGGUUCUGAUUUGUGGGAACCCCAACACCGUAGCUCGAGUGCUGCUCUUUAGAGAAGAGCGUCUAACCUCAUUAUCAAUCCAAGUCCAAGCCUUUGGUUUAGUAAGUCUGUGAUUGCUGCAUAGAUGCCACUUUUUUAAAAGCAAUUUUUUUUUUGUUUUCCUUUACCCUUGUGGUGGGAUAUAGUGGAUUGUUUACUGUAUCAUCCUAACCUCCUGGACCUCCUACUCACACUGGUCUGUUUUCUCUCAGUUACUGCUCCCUCCUCCCACUAAUAUUCCUGCUCCUCCCCAGAGUUGUGGCUUCCCUUACUCAGGGUCCCGGAGGUGUCUUCUGUGUUAGAACUGUAUAUCUAUAUGUGUCUGUAUACAUAUAUAGAUAUAUCUCUCUAUAUAAACUUUUUAUUUUUGGCUUUUGGUACUUGCACAUUUACUGGUUACCUCAUUUCCCAUGUAUGUAUUUGAAAAAAAAAAAAUGCUAAUAUAUAGAAAAUGGUUCUUGAAGCUAUCAAAGUGUGUGUUUUUCCCCCCUCCCCCCUUCAUUCCAUUGGAAUCAUAUUGGUUUGUAGCAUUUAACAUAACUAGUAAUAUUGUAUUAUAUAUAUAUGUGUAUACUGAUUGAAAUUUUUAACAGAUUUGUACUUUUUUUAAAAUGAAAGUUGCUAGUUUUGCUUGACCUGGUAGUGCAAUCAUUUAUUUUUUUUAAUGUUGUGGCUGAAUUGAGAGGGUUCUUCACUAAUAAAUGUACAAGGACAAUAA